AUGUCAGUUUGGAAGAUGAUUUAUUCUAAGGUUUCCACAAAUGAUUUUGUGAUGAGUUGCGGUAUCUCGUUGGCCUCCCGCUGUCAUCUCUGUUGUGCUGCAAUAGAGUCCUUCCAACACUUCUUUUUUUAUUGCAAGUUUUUCAAGUGUCUUUGGAAAUGGUUGAUGAAUAAGUUUAAUCUCUCCAUUAACCCUAACUCAAUCGUUGGUUGGCUUGAUUUUUGCUGUCAUAAUAAAGCCCAUCAGGCCUCUCUUGUUCUCUGUGUUGAGGUCAUCAACAUGCUUGUUAAGAUUUGGAAAACCAGAAAUAUGGUGAAGCACAACAAGCAUCUCAUUACUCCUGCUAUUGUUAUUGAUUGGAUUAUGCAUCAAGUCAAAAUGUCGGGCAAUUCUACUUCCAAGGCCGCCAACAUCUCCAUGCUGGAUUUCUACUUUAUCAAGGUGUGCAAAGUUAAUAUCCUUCCUCCCAAAGCUCCCUCCAUUAAAGAGGUUAUUUAG
Molecule: messenger RNA, 498 nt
Organism: Vicia faba (fava bean)
Lineage: Eukaryota; Viridiplantae; Streptophyta; Magnoliopsida; Fabales; Fabaceae
Source: the annotation of a GenBank genome assembly